Punica granatum (pomegranate) is the source of this 1021-nucleotide messenger RNA. The record is from RefSeq and is a predicted model, not a curated record. NCBI's taxonomy places the organism in Eukaryota, Viridiplantae, Streptophyta, Magnoliopsida, Myrtales, Lythraceae.
AUGGAGCCAUCAAUAUGGGAAGUUGAUACGCUUAGCGCUCCUUUGGCGCUCCCAGGUUUCAGGUUCCAGCCGACGGAUCAGGAGCUCAUCGUUCAUUACCUUCGGGAGAAAGUUUCUGCCUCCUGCUCGAGUUCUGCUCUCUGUGUUAUUGCUGAUGUUGAUAUCUAUAAGCACGAUCCUUGGGAACUUCCCGGCAAGGCAGUGUUUGGGGAGGAUGAGUGGUUCUUCUUCAGCCCCCGGAACCGAAAGUACCCAAAUGGAGCACGGCCAAACAGGGCUGCAGCAUCAGGCUACUGGAAAGCUACUGGAAUAGAUAAACCAAUACUCAAUUCUAACGGGUCCCAGUGCCUUGGAGUGAAAAAAGCGCUCGUGUUUUACCGUGGCCGGCCUCCAAAGGGAUCGAAAACGGAUUGGAUGAUGCACGAGUACCGGCUCAUUGACGAUCAUCAUCUCCAAUAUUCCCGCAGGCUUCGGGGAUCUAUGCUCUUGGACGAUUGGGUCUUAUGUCGAGUCCGUCGAAAGGCCAGCAACAGCAGAAACGGUAUCAAUUCAUCGUCGGUUCACCAGUUCACUUCUAAUGGGUCCAUACAAGGUCAAGAUCAAAUCUCAAUCACAGAGAACUUUUCUUCUUCCAUAAUCUCCAACGAUCAGCUACAAUUUGGGCAAUCUCCGGAGCUCUCCACUUCACAAAUAAACUCGACUUUUGACGCAGCUCUCGAGUCCAUCUGGAACAUACUCUCCAUCGGAGCUCUUGAUGAGCUGGUCCCAGUGUCACCCUAGAGGAAGCUUUGUUUUGCCACAGGGAAUUUCAGCACAACAAAUAACAACGAGGCUUUUCCAUGAAGGGUCAUGAUCAUCCUCUGCUUCGACCUCAACAACAUAGAUCGUGCCCAACUGUUGUACGUAAUAUUAUAUAUUCAAGAUCGUGUAUAUAUGUGUAUAUGGCGUGUCAUAAAUAAGUGCAUCAUUCUCUGUGUGAUGAAUAAUGAAAGCCGACUGUGAUUGUUUAUGAAAUAGUGAA